This is a messenger RNA of Fulmarus glacialis (Northern fulmar), 1026 nucleotides long. Its product is annotated as A disintegrin and metalloproteinase with thrombospondin motifs 2-like. Gene Ontology annotation, biological process: extracellular matrix organization; proteolysis. Gene Ontology annotation, cellular component: extracellular matrix. The record is from RefSeq and is a predicted model, not a curated record. The transcript has 8 exons. The coding region runs from base 1 to 1026 and encodes 341 amino acids. Gene Ontology annotation, molecular function: metalloendopeptidase activity. NCBI's taxonomy places the organism in Eukaryota, Metazoa, Chordata, Aves, Procellariiformes, Procellariidae.
AUGGCGGCUAACCUCACUAAUUUGGAUCGUCUCGACAGCGCGUUGAGCUUUAUUGAAGACCGGGUGCAUAGAUCGAGGCAGCGCUAUCGAAGGCAUGCGACGGAGGAUGAUUACAACAUUGAAGUCCUUCUGGGGGUAGAUGACUCAGUUGUUCAAUUCCAUGGGAAAGAACAUGUUCAGAAGUACCUGCUGACCCUGAUGAAUAUUGUUAACGAAAUUUAUCAUGAUGAGUCCCUGGGUGCUCACAUUAACGUUGUCUUGGUGAGGAUAAUCCUGCUGAGCUACGGCAAGUCUAUGAGUCUGAUAGAGAUUGGGAACCCUUCGCAAAGUCUGGAAAAUGUGUGUCGCUGGGCCUACUUGCAACAGAAACCUGACACUGGGCAUGCAGAAUAUCACGACCAUGCUAUCUUUCUCACAAGACAGGAUUUUGGUCCAUCUGGCAUGCAAGGCUACGCUCCAGUCACUGGCAUGUGUCAUCCUGUUCGAAGCUGCACUCUCAACCAUGAAGAUGGUUUUUCAUCUGCAUUUGUGGUGGCUCAUGAAACUGGACAUGUUUUAGGCAUGGAGCACGACGGCCAAGGGAACAGAUGUGGGGACGAAGUCCGUCUGGGGAGCAUCAUGGCCCCCCUCGUGCAAGCCGCGUUUCAUCGUUUCCACUGGUCCCGUUGCAGCCAGCAAGAGCUGAACCGAUAUCUCCAUUCCUAUGAUUGUCUGCGUGAUGAUCCCUUCGAACAUGACUGGCCUUCCCUUCCACAGCUGCCAGGAAUUCACUACUCCAUGAAUGAGCAGUGCCGUUUUGAUUUUGGUUUGGGCUACAUGAUGUGCACAGCUUUCCGCACAUUUGAUCCCUGCAAGCAGCUGUGGUGUAGCCACCCCGAGAACCCCUACUUCUGCAAAACAAAGAAAGGGCCUCCGCUGGACGGGACCAUGUGUGCACCAGGAAAGGUGAGAGCGGGUGCUGCGUGUACCCGCACACUCACGUGUGUUCAUGUGUGUUUGUGUGCAGUUGGGGAUGUUCCCCCUUAA